Molecule: messenger RNA, 1020 nt
Organism: Clonostachys byssicola
Lineage: Eukaryota; Fungi; Ascomycota; Sordariomycetes; Hypocreales; Bionectriaceae
Source: the annotation of a GenBank genome assembly
AUGCACAUCAAGGACCCUGCAAUUUCGAUCGACUCUGUCGUCGUAGUUAUUGGGGCGAAUGGCUUUAUUGGUGUAGAGACGUGCGAGAAGCUACUACAAGCUGGAUACAAGGUACGCGGCACUGUUAGGAAUAUUGAAAAACACUCAACAUGGAUGCACAAACUCUUUGAUGAGAAGUGGCCCGGAAAGUUUGAGUUGGUUGAAGUGGCCGAGUUUGAGAAAACAGGCACCUUUGAUGCAGCUUUCAAAGGCGCUGCGGGAGUCAUUUAUGUAUCCACACCAGUACUCUUCGAUCCUGAUCCCUCAAAAGUCGUGGGCUCUAAUAUCAGGAGUACCAUCAAUACACUGGAGGCGGCAGCAAAAGCAGGCGUGCAGCGCUAUGUACUGAGCUCGAGCAGCAAGGCUGUCGAGACGACUCUUUAUAAUGACCGGCGACAUAACAUCACGACCAAAAUGUACAACUGGGAGGCCGUGCAGAAGACCUGUUGUGGGCCGAGAGACGAUGGCUUUGGCGGGAUGUUGGAUGUCUACAGUGCUGGCCGGACCCUUGCAGAGCUGAGCUUCUGGUCCUGGGUAGAGGAAAACAACCCUCCGUUUGUAGCCAAUUGUGUUGUCCCGGAUGGAAACUUUGGUCGUGGGCUGAACGGCUCGAGUUCGACAAACGAACUUCUCAAAACAGUCCUCACUGGUGAAUGGGAGGCCGUUCCCAUGCCUCUAGCCUUCUUGAUCGAUGUCGAGGAUACAGCCCGGCUUCUGGUUGCUGCAAUGGCGAAGUCUUCAAUCGAUAAGGAGCGCGUAUUUGCCUAUCAUGAUCGCUGCACUUGGAACGAUCUUCGUCAACAAGUCCGAAAAAUUACACCGGACCUCGUGAAGGGCGAGGACCAGAAGCUUGAGGGGAAAUAUCUUGCCGAAGCGGACGAUGCUAUCCAAAGAGCAGAGAAGAUCCUCCAAGACAUCGGGCAACCAGGCUUUGUUAGCGUAGAGGUUAUGUUGAGGAACUUCCUCGACACUUGCUACUAG